This is a messenger RNA of Motacilla alba alba, 387 nucleotides long. RefSeq names its product eukaryotic translation initiation factor 4E-binding protein 1-like. Gene Ontology annotation, molecular function: eukaryotic initiation factor 4E binding. The coding region runs from base 37 to 387 and encodes 116 amino acids. Gene Ontology annotation, cellular component: cytoplasm. NCBI's taxonomy places the organism in Eukaryota, Metazoa, Chordata, Aves, Passeriformes, Motacillidae. The transcript has 3 exons. Gene Ontology annotation, biological process: negative regulation of translational initiation. The record is from RefSeq and is a predicted model, not a curated record.
CCCGGUCCCGGUCCCGUUCCCGGUCCCGGUCCCGCCAUGUCGGGCCGCUGCUGCCAUGGGCAGACGCCCAGCCGCGACAUCCCGGGCCCCGGCAAGUGCCUCGCCCUGCCCGACGGGGCCCCGCUGCCGCCCGGCGACUACAGCACCACGCCCGGGGGCACCGUGUUCGGGACCACGCCGGGCGGUACCAGGAUUAUUUAUGACCGAAAGUUCUUGAUGGAAUGCCGCAAUUCCCCGGGUGCCAAAACUCCUCCCUCCGACCUUCCCGACAUUCCAGGCGUCACCAGCCCCAGCGUGGAGGAGCUGAAGCUGGAAAACCACCACGUCCAGAACUGUGAGGAGAAAGUGAGCGCAGGUGAGGAAGAGCAGUUUGACAUGGACAUCUGA